ACCACGCCCUUUAAAAAAGUUGUUUGACACCCUUACUUGCCUAAAAACAACGUUACCUAACCUUGCGUAACUGCUCGAUAUUUACGGUUUGUUUGAUUUCUUCGAAACUGAUAAGUUUUCGAUACAUUGAGACGGAGAUGGCAUCCAGCUUCAGGAAACCCAGUGGAACCGCAAUUCAGCGAAAGAAAGCAGCUCCCAAACAGGAGCUGAGCGAGGAACAGAAGCAGGAGAUCCGAGAGGCCUUCGAUCUGUUCGAUACCAAUGGUUCUGGCACUAUUGAUGUUAAAGAGCUUAAAGUUGCUAUGCGUGCUCUUGGUUUUGAGCCAAAGAAAGAGGAAAUCAAGAAGAUGAUUGCUGACAUCGAUAAAGAAGGAUCUGGCACCAUCGACUUCAAUGACUUUCUGUCCAUGAUGGCACAAAAAAUGAGUGAAAAAGAUUCAAAGGAAGAAAUCCUAAAAGCCUUCAGAUUGUUCGAUGACGAUGGAACAGGCAAAAUUUCCUUCAAAAAUCUCAAACGAGUUGCAAAGGAGCUUGGGGAAAACCUGACAGAUGAGGAAUUACAGGAAAUGAUAGACGAAGCAGACCGAGACGGAGAUGGAGAAAUCAAUGAACAGGAGUUCUUAAGGAUAAUGAAGAAGACUAACCUGUAUUAAAGUUUUUUUUUUUUCCCCUUUCUUUU
Molecule: messenger RNA, 679 nt
Organism: Hemibagrus wyckioides
Lineage: Eukaryota; Metazoa; Chordata; Actinopteri; Siluriformes; Bagridae
Gene: cetn4
Product: centrin 4
Exons: 5
Coding region: 138-653 (171 amino acids)
Biological process (GO): nucleotide-excision repair; mitotic cell cycle; centriole replication
Cellular component (GO): centrosome; centriole
Molecular function (GO): calcium ion binding
Source: RefSeq, a predicted model, not a curated record